UGCUACUCAAGUAUUGCGAUUCAUAAAAAUUCACGCUUUCCUCGAUCAUCGCGCUAUCUUCAAGAUUCAUAUUAAUCAGCUGUGUUGCUAUUAUCAUGAUAUUGUUAAUAUUCUUGUAGAGUGAAAUAACAACACUGUAUUCGUCGUUUAUAAAAAUAAUGAAAUCUUUGCUCUACGAGCAAUGACCAAUGCUGUUCUUCCAAGUCAAAGGUGGUCGGUAUUUUGCACAACAAAACAAUUCAUCUUUAUGAUAUACUGAAGGACUUGAAACAACAUAUAUAGAUAGUAUUUAGAAAAUCUAUGAAAAUGGAUAGCCUUUUCACACAGAAUAUUUCAGACGAACCAGAGGAUAUACCGCAAACAGAUGAACCGGUUUGGAUUCUUGGAAAAAAAUACAGUGCCAUAAAAGAACUCGACGCAAUUCGUAGGGAUAUAAGGUCCAAAUUGUGGUUUACUUAUCGUAAGGGUUUUGUACCAAUCGGUGGUUACACGUCCACAUUUACAUCUGAUAAAGGUUGGGGCUGUAUGUUAAGAUGCGGACAGAUGGUCCUUGGACACGCUUUAAUUAUAUUACAUUUAGGUAGAGAUUGGCAAUGGACACCAGAAACUAGAAAUAGUACGUACCUGAAAAUUUUGGAACGUUUUGAAGACAGAAGAACUGCCCCUUUUUCUAUUCAUCAAAUUGCAUCAAUGGGAGCUUCUGAAGGAAAAGAAGUUGGACAAUGGUUUGGUCCUAAUACGAUAGCACAAGUAUUAAAAAAAUUAGUUAUAUACGAUGAAUGGAGUUCAAUCACAAUACACGUUGCUCUGGACAAUACAUUAAUAGUUAAUGAUAUUUUAAGGCAAUGUAGAGUAGAAGGAGGUACAACAGCAGAAGCAGAUGGUAAUAUACCAUUAAAAGCACCUAGUCAAUGGAAGCCUUUAUUACUUUUAAUACCUCUUCGUCUUGGAUUAAGCGAAAUUAAUCCUAUCUACAUUAAUGGGCUUAAAAAUUCGUUCAAAAUCCCACAAUCUCUAGGAGUGAUAGGAGGAAAACCCAAUCUCGCGCUAUAUUUCAUAGGAUGUGUUGGAAAUGAAGUAAUCUACUUGGAUCCUCAUACAACGCAAAGAUCAGGUAGUGUUGAUAAAAAAGUGGAAGAAGAUGAGAUCGAAAUGGAUGCUACUUAUCAUUGUAAAUUUGCUAGUCGUAUUCCUAUUACAGGAAUGGAUCCCUCUGUAGCACUUUGUUUCUUCUGUGCAACUGAAAAAGACUUUAAAACUUUAUGUAAAAUUAUUCAAGAAGAAUUGAUAACUCCUGAAAAGCAACCUUUGCUUGAAUUAUGUGCAGAAAGACUGGCACAUUGGUCACCAGCCGAAGAUGUUGCUGCAUCAGAAGCAAUAGCAGCUCCAAGUUUUGUAGAUUUCGAACACAUUGAUCCACAGUAUGAUACAUCUGAUGAAGAUUUUGAAUUAUUAGGUUGACAUUUAAUCAUUAAUUAACAACAGUCUGCGAUAUAAAUAAUAUGUACAUAAUAUCGAGAAUGGUCCAUUCGUACAUAAAAUACAAUUAUUCAUUCAAUAUAUACAUAUAUAUUUUAUAUUAUACAUUUAUAAAAUAUACAUGUGUAUAUACAAAUUUGACUUAAACUAGUACUAUUUCAGUACUAGCAGUUGAAUAAUAAAAUAAUUUAUACCAAAUAAUUCAAAUAUUGUAUAUAUUACUUAUAUUUAAAUUUUUUGGACAUGAGUGAUCUAUGCGUUAUACAUAUAUGUUGUUAAUUCAGUAUCCAUAUACUUUUAAUCUGAAUGACCAUAAAAAUAGUCAAAAACUUUAAAGUUCAAGCUAUAAGGAAAUAUUAGCUUUUAUAUGUAUUUGUAUACAUACAUAUAAUGCAGUAUAUCUUUAUUUUUGUAUAUUAACUAAAUUAAUAUAAACGUAAUAUUUAUGCAUUUACAGGUAGUUAGAUAUUUAUAUUGUCGUUUAUUAUUUACUGAUGGCAAAAUAAGUUGAAAAUCAAGAUUACUCGCGUCCUUAAAAUGCCUUUGCCUUGUGUAAUGAAUAAUAUGUACGAAAAUUUUAAUAUGCACCGAUACAUAUAAUUUCUACUGUGUUAAGAUAAUAGGAUCAAAUUCAAGAGUGUAAAAAUUUAAAUUAACUUUCAUAUGCUAUAUAAUUUAAAACGCGACGGUUAUUUGUGACAUUACAAUAUUUGCACGUUUUAAAUAUUAAUGCCUACAAUUAAAGCGAACGUUAUCAUUAAAAAAGUAUAGUUUUGAUAUUAGUUUAUGCCGUGUACUGAUUACAUUAAUAAUGAUCUAAAAUUAUACAACUAAUUAAAUUAAUAAUAUAAAUAUUCACAAAAUAAUACUUGUAAAAGUUGCAGAGAAUUAAUAGCUAAAAUUAUAUUAUGAAAUAUUUAACUAUAUUUUAUGGUUUACGAUUUAACGAAAUUUAAACAUUUUAUAAGAUAAUGAAGAAAAGCUUUUGAGUGAUACGGUAUUAAAUAUAAGUUGAAUUUACAUUCAAGUUGUGAUAAGAUUUACUGCAAUGUAAUAUAAAUAUAUCUACAUUUUUAUAAUGUUUCUUAAAAAAUAUACAGCGUUUAAAUUUUUUCAAGUACAAUGCAACAGCUGACUAUUUCUUUUACAUUCAGAAUAGAAAAUACAGAAUUAGCAAAAAGCGCCCUCUUGUUUUCAUCGGCCAGCCGUGUAUCUAUGAGUAUUACCAUUUCUGUGCAGAAAAAUCUGCUGUGAUACCGACCGGCCAAAUCGGAGAGGUCACGUGCCUUUAUACAUUUGAUUGAUUAAUAAUGGAUAAUGUAUAUUUAAAAAUUCCAAGUACAAUAGGCGUUGAUUAAAAGUUUUAUUCUAGUAUGUACGUAAUUUUAUAUACAUUACAUAUAUUUAAGUCAUUAUUAUAACAAUAUAUGUAUAAUGUACACACACGAGUAAACAUAAAUUAUGUAUUCAUACUCUGCUAUUCAAACAGAGAAUUCAUUUUAACAAGCGUGUUGAAACUGUAAUUCUUUUUGAUCUUUAUGUAUAGAAAAGUCACAAAUUAUAAAGAUUAUUCAAGAUGUGAUUUUAUAAAAUAUUGAGUGCAAUGUAUAGGAACAAAUCAUGACGAUAAAUAAGAUCAGGACGGUAUAUAAGAUAACAAUAUACUUUUUUCUAACAGAAAAUAGUUGAAUGAUUGAAACAUCUAUUUGUACAUUCAACAAGAGCACAUUUAUAUCUUUCCAGGUUUAUACUUUAGCCG
Molecule: messenger RNA, 3238 nt
Organism: Osmia lignaria (orchard mason bee)
Lineage: Eukaryota; Metazoa; Arthropoda; Insecta; Hymenoptera; Megachilidae
Gene: Atg4a
Product: Autophagy-related 4a
Biological process (GO): mitophagy; piecemeal microautophagy of the nucleus; C-terminal protein lipidation
Cellular component (GO): cytoplasm
Molecular function (GO): cysteine-type endopeptidase activity; protein-phosphatidylethanolamide deconjugating activity
Source: RefSeq, a predicted model, not a curated record